Messenger RNA from Pseudo-nitzschia multistriata, 2235 nucleotides. Lineage: Eukaryota; Bacillariophyta; Bacillariophyceae; Bacillariales; Bacillariaceae. The record is from the annotation of a GenBank genome assembly.
CAUUGCGAUACAACACGACACGCCACGAUACGACACGACAAGCCAAAAACAUCAAAACAAGACAAGAAAAGGCGCAACAAAGGCCACCAUUGCGAUACGGCACAACCGUUUUGACGAGCGGGACCUUUUCCUAGACCAGAGCAAAGCAAAGCAAAGCAAACCGAGGCGAGUCGAAUCCAAAUCCAGGAGCGACUUGCCGCGCCGCAGACACCGAACCCUCGUCGUUUUUGUCGUGAAAUUGGCAACAUGGAACGCACCGCGCAGUCGUGUUUGUGUGCGGUGGCCGACGCGAUCCAACUUGUGGACAGAAAUCCCGUGGCAUUGAAAUAUCUAUCGGAGGAAAUGAAGGGCAACAUCGGCGUUGUGCUCACGGCGGUAUCGGGGGAACCCUAUGCCUUGCAGUAUGCGUCCAUGGGACUGCGGAACAGCAGGAAGGUUAUCAUGGCUGCAGUCAGACAGAAUGGGUAUGUGUUGCAUUAUGCUUCGGAUGAGCUGAAGAACAACAGGGAGGUUGUUAUGACUGCUGUAACACAGAAAGGUCAUGCAUUGGUGUGGGCUUCAGAUGAACUGAAGAACAACAAGGAGGUUGUCAUGGCUGCUGUAACACAGCGUGGUGAUGCAUUGGAAUAUGCUUCGAAUGAACUGAAGGACAACAAGGAGGUUGUCAUGGCUGCUGUAACACAGAAUGGUGAUGCAUUGCAGUGUGCUUCAGAUGAGCUGAAGAAGAACAGGGAGGUUGUUAUGGCUGCUGUAACACAGUAUGGUGAUGCAUUGGACUAUGCUUCAAGUGAACUGCAGAACAACAAGGAGAUUGUCAUGGCUGCUGUAACAGAGCGUGGUAAUGCAUUGAGAUAUGCAUCAGAUGAACUGAAGAACAACAAGGAGUUUCUUAUGGCUGCUGUAACACAGCGUGGUGAUGCAUUGGAGUAUGCAUCAGAUGAAUUGCAGAACAACAAGGAGGUUGUCAUGGCUGCUGUGACACAGUAUGGUAAUGCAUUCCAGUACGCAUCAGAGGAACUGAAGAACAACAAGGAGAUUGUCAUGGCUGCUGUAACAAAGGAUGGUAAUGCAUUGGAAUAUGCUUCAGAUGAACUGAAGAACAAGAAGGAGAUUGUUAUGGCUGCUGUAACAGAGCGUGGUAAUGCAUUGAGAUAUGCAUCAGAUGAACUGAAGAACAACAAGGAGUUUCUUAUGGUUGCCGUAACACAGUAUGGUAAUACAUUCCAUUACGCAUCAUAUGAACUGAAGAACAACAAGGAGGUUGUCAUGGCUGCUGUAACACAGUAUGGUACUGCAUUGGGGCAUGCAUCAGAUGAAUUGCAGAACAACAAGGCGAUUGUCAUGGCUGCUGUAACACAGGAUGGCUAUGCAUUGUACUUUGCAUCAGAUGAACUGAAGAACAACAAGGAGAUUGUCAUGGCUGCUGUAACACAAGAUGGGCAUACAUUGGCAUAUGCAUCAGAUGAAUUGCAGAACAACAAGGAGAUUGUUAUGACUGCUGUAACAAAAAAUGGUGAUGCAUUGAAAGAUGCAUCGGAUGAUCUGAAGGAUAACAAGGAGGUUGUUAUGGCUGCUGUAACACAGAAUGUUGCUGCAUUCAUGUAUGCAUCUCUGCGACUGCAAGGAGACAUUGAUAUAGCCAUGACUGCAUUGGAAGAUUGCGCAGGGUUAUUGAAAUACUGCACGGAUAUCUUUUUUGUUGGCUGUGCGCAGAGGAGCCUCGGGCAUUGAACCGGUGGUUCGGUGGUUUGUUUAGACGCCACGGAACACCACACCCACGACCAAACCCCCCUCCAAGUCCAUCAAUAGAGCCAACGAACGCGCGGCAGAAGCGCCUUUUGCGGAGGUAUUUCCCAGGCGACCAUGACACGACACGACACGACACGACACGGCCACAUCGUGCCAGGCCAUCAACGAGGCGCGGGUUGGGUGGGUUGGUUGUUUGGAUCGUUGGCUGGUUACAAACGUUAGGCAGCAAGCUCGCUAGCGAUCGCCACACCGAACUCUGUGCACGGAACAGUCCCAUAGUUCUUUGCCCGGUUCUCGAUCUCGUGGUCGACCAGCGUCGUUCUUGUUGCACUCGACCCACGGGUGGAGACACGCGACAUUCCGCGUCGCCUACGACAAACAACGAGGAAUGGAAGCAAACCAAUGCACACACAAAAUCGUAGAUCGAGACGGAAACGAAAAUAGUAGAAUGAGUAUUACGAAGGAUGUAUAGUCCCUAAAGGAUAG